CUUUCCCGACUUUUCCGGUUUUUUUGUGAUUGCUAAGUGACACAUGUGUCUCGCCCUUCCCGUCAACCUAUAUCUAGGCCGACGGUUCACCCCCAAAUAACUGACCUCACCUUCACUCUCCCAUCACCAAACAAUCAAAAGCAUUCCAGUCCAGAGAUACCCAAACAAACUCGCCGAGUAACAGCCUCAAUCCACUACUUUAAUUACAGCCAACCCCAUCGAUCAACAAAACUUGGAACGAUCUUCGAGCUCUCGAUAUCUGCUCCAUCUCUCCAUCAAACAAAGCCACAACUUCCACAAACAAAUCUUUAAUCAGCACACCAGACACAAUGGCAAUUCUCGGCUUGGGUCUCAUGGGCAGCGCCGCCCUCACUUGGGUGGCUGCCGCCAUUGUUAUGGGUAUCACUGCCUACUUUGUCCACACUGAGCGCACCGUCUUUGGCUACGAUGGCGGCCGCCACCUCGUCUACACUCUGGUCGUUGCCGUCCUGACGGUGAUUGUCUACCCGGUCGUCCUCUUCCUGUCUCGCGGCGACCAUGGAAACCGCGGCAGGCUCAUGCCCGUCAACCUGGUCUUCAGCUACCUCUGGCUCGCCGCCUUUGUUGUCAACACUGACGACUGGGCCGCCAACAACUGCCGCGUCUCGCGCCCUUUCACCGGCAUCAACAACGACGGCGACAACCUCUGUGGCCACAAGCACUCGGUCAUGGCCUUCAGCUUCCUGGCCUUCUUCUUCACUGCCAUCAACACUGCCGCCGAGGGUUUCUUUGCCCGCCGCGGUGAUGCCGCCUACGUUGACAAGCGCCACGGCAACCACGCCACCACUGCCAGCACAGUCUAAAUGGGUCUUUCCCAUGAAAGUGAUUCGAGUGCAGCAGCAGGCAAUCAAGACGCCUGGACAAGAUAUCAUGCACUCUCGACUCGAAGAUGAGACAUUAGUGGCGGCUCUGAGUGAGCGAGAGAUACUGCGGAGGAGAAUGCUUCACAUCUAUGCUGGAGCGAUAAUUUUACCCCUUGCCUUUUUCUGAUACCCUCUACGACUUAUGACUUUUCAGUCUAGCAUUGAAGGUCAUUUUUUCAUCAUUUGCGUUGCGCGUUGACGUUUUCAUUUUUCUCAGUUUGACAUGUACGAUGCAUGAUAUGGAUUGCCUGGAGAGAGCAUAGUUACCACCCCCCCCUAAUUAGACAGAUUCUAGUUGAAUCAAUACACUCCUUGUAAAACUUAGUACCCAACGCUGGCAUUCUAAAAUGUGAUUACACCGUCGUGUGUAGUCCUUGAAACUUCUG
Molecule: messenger RNA, 1288 nt
Organism: Pyricularia oryzae 70-15
Lineage: Eukaryota; Fungi; Ascomycota; Sordariomycetes; Magnaporthales; Pyriculariaceae
Exons: 1
Coding region: 330-842 (170 amino acids)
Cellular component (GO): membrane
Source: RefSeq, a predicted model, not a curated record